Perkinsus marinus ATCC 50983 is the source of this 386-nucleotide messenger RNA. RefSeq names its product RRM domain protein, putative. The annotation marks the transcript as partial. Gene Ontology annotation, molecular function: mRNA binding. NCBI's taxonomy places the organism in Eukaryota, Perkinsozoa, Perkinsida, Perkinsidae. The record is from RefSeq and is a predicted model, not a curated record. The transcript has 5 exons.
GCAAGCAUAAAGUGAAAGCCAAGGGCCAGCUACGAAGAGCCGGAGGGAAGAUAUGGGCCGAUCCAACCCUAUCAGAAUGGCCCAGCGAUGAUUUCCGGAUAUUCUGUGGCGACUUGGGUAACGAGGUAACGGAUGAGUUGUUGUUGAGCUCCUUCAAACAGUACUCUAGUUUGCAGAUGGCCAAGAUCGUUAGGGAUAAACGAUCGGGGAAAAGCAAAGGCUUUGGUUUCUUGAGCUUUCGCGAUCCCGAAGACAUGAUUAAGGCGUUGAAGGAGAUGAACCACAAAUACGUUGGUAACAGGCCUAUUACGUUGAAGAGGAGCAAGUGGAAGGAUAAGAACAUAGGUAGUAGCCGAGGGAGUCUGGAUUGGAAAAUAUGCACAUGA